Molecule: messenger RNA, 2043 nt
Organism: Pollicipes pollicipes
Lineage: Eukaryota; Metazoa; Arthropoda; Thecostraca; Pollicipedomorpha; Pollicipedidae
Product: SEC14-like protein 2
Exons: 11
Coding region: 377-1423 (348 amino acids)
Cellular component (GO): cytoplasm
Source: RefSeq, a predicted model, not a curated record
CUGACUGGGCGUCUACCUCCGGAGGCAGAGCGAGCCGAGCCGCCAGACGGAGCCGGCCCGGCCGCGGCCGCCGCCGUUCAGCGGGGCCUUCUACACCCGGUCCGGUCUCAGCCCGCCGCCGGAGCUCGCCGACUUCCGGCGCGAGCGACGGAGGAGAAGCUGACGAGCGAACCCGGACGGUGGAGGCGGCUUUCUCGGGACCUGAACCCCUGGCGGAAACCGCGUGGGUUUAGUGCGUCCAGCUUUUUGUUGGUCGGUGCAAGGUGGGAGGCAACCAUGCGAACCGAGGAGGCGACGCGUACUGCUCCGGACCGACUCAUUACGCAAUUCCGUGUUUCGGUAGAGGACGUCAUCGACUGCACGCCUCACAACACCGAUGAUCACCUCCAGGCAGUGGCUCGUGGCGCGAGAUUAUGAUCCUGGGGCUGCAGAAGACAUGUUCAGAAAGUCCAUGGAGUGGAGGCGGCGUCAUCGUGUCAACGACACGCGCGACUGGGCUGCUCCGGAGGUGAUCCGCAGGUUCUUCCCCCACGGCAGCUGCGGCGUCGAUCGGGGCGGCCACAGAGUUUACAUCUUCAACAUGGGUGGCCUAGACAUGAGAGGCCUGAUGCAGUGCGCGAGCCGGGUCGACCUCGUCCAGUUCGGUCUGCAGGUUCUGGAGACAUUCAAGGCAGACUGUGCGGAGCAGAGCUGCCGCCUCGGGCGUUUUGUCGGUCGCAGCGGUGUCAUAGUGGACCUGCAAGGUCUCCAGCUGAACCAGAUCACCAAUCGACCUGGUCUGGACGUCAUUCUGCAGUGGAUACAGACCAUGGAGGCCAACUACCCGGACACGCUGCAGUGGUGUUACGUCAUCAAUGCUCCGACCAUCUUCUCGAUCGCCUGGGCGCUGAUCUCGCCGCUGCUGCACGAGGUCACCCGCUCCAAGGUGCGGCUGUUCGGCACCGCCGGCUGGCAGGACGAGCUGCUCAAGCUCAUGGAGCCGGACCAGCUGCCGGUCUUCUGGGGCGGCAGCCUGGUGGACGCUGACGGGGACGCCAGGUGUCCCAGCAGGAUAUGUUUCGCAGUCAGCGUACCACGCGAGCUGCUAACCACCCGCGAGCAGCUGGUGGCGCUGGAGAAGCAGCUGCCGCACCAUGUGCAGGUCAAGGCCGGGUCACGAGCGCGACAUCCGGUUCAGGUGGAGGCGAGUGGCUGCCGCCUGAGGUAUAUUUUCAUCACCCGAGACGUUGACAUCGACUACAGUGUGCAACGGUGUGGGGACGGCGCUGACGAGACGUUACGACCCACGCAGAAGGCCUUCAGUCACCUGCACCCAGAGCAGGGCAGCCUGGUCUGCAGUCAUCCGGGCACCUAUUACUUGGAGUUCGAUAACACCAUGAGCUACUUCAAGAAAAAGGACAUCUUUCUUCGUGUCACUAUUUAGCUGAUUGGGUUAUCGAACAGCACAUCAGGAACGACUAUACCGGCCGUCGUGAAAUUGAAUCACCAGCGCUUUUGUCCAGAGACAAGCAGUGCAUUGGCGUCUCCUGUUUUUUCGUCUGAUCUUUAAAUGGCUGUCAUCGCAGAACUCGGUGGUGAUUUUCAGCGUAUGCUAAUUGCGUCUGUUUAUCCGCGGAUAAACAUACUGAAGAAUGUUUACUCAAAGUUACGAUCGUGACCAGCAGAUAUCCACAAAACUCAGCGCGUGUGUGAUGGCGUCGGAAAUGGAGCGUUGGAAGAUUUGUGCGGCCUUGCACGAGGGCCUUUAUUACCAUCUGGAACAACCAGUGAUGGAAGUGUUUGCAGAGCCGCAUGAUGUAAAUACGUGGCAGGGAGAUGUGGUGUAUGGGAUAGUUGCACACAUCUGAGUAUAUUGUUGUUUUACAUAAACUUAGCUCUUGUACCAGCAUGACGUUAUGAUACGGGAAUAAUGCGAUGAAGUUCUGGACUGUGAAUGCAUGCCGAAAAGACAAAACGUAAUGCAGACCUCCUGACUGAGACUGGACUCGAGAUCGGCAUGUUAUUAUUAUUGCAUAUUUGGGUGCAAUACAAAUAUUAAAAGCC